Molecule: messenger RNA, 8524 nt
Organism: Tympanuchus pallidicinctus (lesser prairie-chicken)
Lineage: Eukaryota; Metazoa; Chordata; Aves; Galliformes; Phasianidae
Gene: ARHGEF4
Product: Rho guanine nucleotide exchange factor 4
Biological process (GO): intracellular signal transduction
Molecular function (GO): protein binding; guanyl-nucleotide exchange factor activity
Source: RefSeq, a predicted model, not a curated record
GGAGAGGAGGAUAGGAAUCCAGCUCAGUCCUCAGACAGCGCUACCAGGUACCACUGCCCUGCCAGCAGCUACAGAGCGCUCAGCCCGUUUCCUCCCAGCACAGCAGAGCCCCUGGCUCUCCCUCCUACCUGCCUGCAUGAGGACCCAGCAGUGCCCCAGUGAGUCCAGCGGGGCACACAGUGGAGAAAACUGCAGCAGCAGUGGAAGCUCUGGGCUCUCUCCAGGUUCGGAUUCGGACAGCAGUGGGGUGGUGUGCGGUGGUGGUGGGAUGAGAGGUGUCCUGUCCAGGUACUGGAGCUUGGAGAGUCUUCACUCUGCCACAGUGAUUGCUGAUGGAGCCCUGGACAAGACAGCUCUGACAGAUGAUGUGGGAAGUGAGGAGGAUCUGUACGAGGACUUCCGCAGCUCCAACCACCGCUAUGGCCACCCUGGGGGAGGAGGAGAGCAGCUCGCCAUCAACGAGCUCAUCAGCGAUGGCAGCGUGGUGUAUGCAGAAGCCCUCUGGGACCAUGUCACGAUGGACGACCAAGAGCUGGGGUUCAAGGCUGGCGAUGUCAUUGAAGUAAUGGAUGCUACCAACAAGGAGUGGUGGUGGGGAAGGAUUCUGGACAGUGAAGGCUGGUUUCCAGCCAGCUUUGUACGGCUCCGAGUGAACCAGGAUGAACCCAUGGAAGAUUACCCUGUAAAGGUGGAGGGUGGCAAAGACGACGACUCCAGCAGUGGCACCCGGCGCUUUGGGAUGGGGCAGACCACCAAAGACCAGAUGAGGACCAACGUUAUCAAUGAGAUCAUAAGCACAGAACGAGACUACAUCAAGCAUCUCAAGGACAUUUGUGAGGGUUACAUUAAGCAGUGCCGCAAAAGAGCCGACAUGUUUACAGAAGAACAGCUGAAGACAAUCUUUGGGAAUAUUGAAGACAUCUACAGAUGCCAGAAGAAAUUUGUUAAAGCACUGGAGAAGAAAUUCAACAAAGACCACCCACAUUUAAGUGAGGUUGGCUCCUGUUUCUUGGAAUAUCAAACGGAGUUUCAGAUCUACUCUGAGUACUGCAACAACCACCCCAACGCCUGCAUGGAGCUCUCCCGCCUCACCAAAGUUAACAAGUACGUCUACUUCUUCGAAGCCUGCCGCUUGCUGCAGAAGAUGAUUGACAUCUCUCUGGAUGGGUUUCUGCUGACACCAGUGCAGAAAAUCUGCAAGUACCCACUGCAGCUGGCUGAACUGCUCAAAUACACCAACCCUCAGCACAGGGAUUUUAAAGACGUUGAAGCUGCCUUAAAUGCCAUGAAGAACGUUGCUCGGCUCAUCAACGAGAGAAAGCGGCGACUGGAGAACAUCGACAAAAUUGCUCAGUGGCAAAGCUCCAUAGAAGACUGGGAGGGUGAAGAUGUUCUCGUUAGAAGCUCAGAACUCAUCUAUUCCGGAGAAUUAACCAAAGUCUCCCACCCUCAAGCCAAGAGCCAACAGAGGAUGUUCUUCCUCUUUGAUCACCAGCUUGUCUGCUGCAAGAAGGACCUUCUGCGCCGGGACAUCUUGUAUUAUAAAAGUCGGAUCAACAUGGAUGACAUGGAAAUCCUGGACAUAGAAGAUGGAAAGGACAAGGACUUCAGCAUCAGUGUGAAAAAUGCAUUUAAAUUACACUGCCGCGACACUGAGGAGGUCCACUUAUUCUGUGCAAAAAAGCCUGAGCAGAAACAGCGCUGGCUGAAGGCCUUUGAGAAUGAAAGGAGACAGGUUCAGCUCGACCAGGAGACAGGUUUUUCAAUCACAGAGAUGCAGAAGAAGCAAGCAAUGCUAAAUGCCAGCAAGCAGCACCACACUGGGAAGCCAAAGGCUGUCACCAGGCCAUACUAUGACUUCCUGAUGCGACAGAAGCAUCCCACCCUGCCUACCACGCUCCCACAGCAGCAGGUCUUCAUGCUGGCAGAGCCCGCGCAAACCCUCGAACUUCUGGCAGAACAUCAGCAGGCUGACACCCUUCCGGAAAUGAGGACAGCCCCGCGUUUGUGCCUGAACCCCUUCUGAGAAAGCACUUUAUCCACCAGUCCUAGGAGGUGGAGCCCAGGUUCUUCCAAUCCUUUGUUUACAGAGGAUGGCACGUGUGCUCCUGCCUUCUCUAUUUAUCUUGCAGACCAACUGACCCCCUGGCUCUGAGGUGAGAGGCUGCAUGCGUGCUCGCACACGUGUGCAUCUGUGCUAGGUCCCAGCGAGCCAGCCUUGCACAGCACUCAAAAGACAGACUUCCAGGAAGAGAUGAGAAUGGAGCCUGAUCUGUUUCAUCUGAAAAGGUUUUGCCUGUCAGCUGUACUUUGAAUCAUUCCAUUCUGCUGUGAACACCGCUGCUGUCUGGCAGCUGCUCAGCCUACCAGCUCUGCCCCCCGCUGACAUGCUCAGAACAACAGCUCAGUGUUGCUGACAUUGUAUGUUUUGCAGGGAGGAGCAAAACCCUUCCGUUCUCUGUUUCCCACCUUUCACCUCAAGGACACGAUCCUUCUCCACCCUUCUAACUAACUCAGUUAGCCUCUGCUGGCACUCAGACGAGACAACAGUGAGUAUUGCACUGUGACCCUUUUCUUCCCUUUAAUUCAGCAACACUGAUGAACAAUAUAGUUUGUUAAACGGUGCCAACCAACCUGCAGCAUGAGUAACGUUCAGGAAUCGCUCUAGUGGGUUCGUUACAUAAGUUAGAGAAAAAUGUGCCUAAAUUGAUACUGUACUCAACUCCUUAGAUUCUCUUCUAUCAUUCUGCCAUAUUUCCUGGCCAAUGAAAAUGCUCAUUGUUUGUAAUGUGUUUAUUUAUGGUAUAAACCAGAACUGUGCAUUUUGUAAGUCUGUAAUUGUUCUUGUCAGUUGUUAACUCAAUGCCUGUUUUGUCUGUUUUAUUUUUAUUUUUUAAAUAACAAAAGAUCAAUAUUUGCAAACCGCUCCCAGAAGUCAGAGUCUGCAGUUCAAUGGCAAAAGAAAGACUGAAACCACAACUGUUAUGCAAACUUCCACAGACUCAAAUUAUUAGAGGGUUUUGAUACCUUUACAAACAGACAUCCUAAAGCUACUUACAACUGGCCAAGUUUUGGCACUGAAAGCCUCACUUUAGGUACCCAAGUUUCAAAUGGUGGCCAAGAGAAACUCAUCUGUACCUUGGUUAGCAAAAAGAAAGAUUUGCCUUACCUUAGUGAGCGUUAGAAGCCAUACUGACCUAAUUCCCUAGCUUAGAGACAUCUUGUGACAGCAGAAAGUAGGCACUCCUUUGUUCCAACAUGAUGCUACUGUAAAUGAGCACUAACUGCCUGCUGAGCUCCCAGGUCUGGUGUUUGAUGCUGUAGCUUACUGAAGUUUGGUCAUCCAGGGACAUCUGAAUUUAGUAGCAUGUACAAAGUCAUUCUUGCACUAUAUCUUCUCCCCAGACCAGGGGCUACAUUUAAUUUCAUAAAGAAACUUGUAAAAGUGACUCUGUCUGUGUCUGACGUGUCUUAUCCAUGUAAAAUUGUUUUUCUUCAAAACCAUUGUUCCUCUCGUAACCUAGAAUGUGCUGCUCAGCAGCAGAACCAUGCUAGAAGGCCUCAGUGAAGCCAACCACAGAGGGCAGGCAGGUGGAAGUGAGACGUAGUACAAGAGAUGCACCCUCCCAUCACUCAGAACAUGGAUUAAGGUUAGCAAGUCAGCAGCACCUAACUCCCAGCCUCCUUCUAGUUAAAAAUGACAAGGAAACAUCAGUAAAACCUUAGGUGAUAAGUAAGCUUACUCUGAGUAAUAUGGAAUUAGAGAGGAUCAGCAAGCUGAAGGUUGGCCGAGAACACAACUGCUCCUUAUGGGCCCUGCCCACCUGCAGUCUGCUGUCACUGCUUCCAGGAAAACACACAACUCCACGCUCUUCUGCAAGGCAGAACCAGAUGCAACAUCCCCACCUGAUGCAGUGCUUCAGAGAGUGGUGAUAAGAAACCACAUGAAAAAACCCUUCCACUCUCAAAGCUGCCUGCCUGUGAAGGUGCAGUGCUCUCCCUCCCCCUCCACAUCUCUCCAAGCAGCAGGAAAACAGGGUUUACCAAGCAAGACACAUUCUUGAGCUGCUUUCUGCCUGCCUUGCAGUAACUUGAACCAGUAUAAUCAUUUGCAGAUCUGUUCUGGCAUUGCCAAAAAUGCAUCUGUGGUGGCACGCAGCAGUCAGGAAACCAAGGCACUGGGGCAUUUACAGGAAUGGCCUUUAAACACUGCAUAACCAAGCACAGUUCAGUGAACACAAACGGGGGGAAAAAACAGGAAAAUCUGCACUGCUAACCUCACAGUGCUCAGCACCUUCCCCUCUCAGCAGCUCCUGCUCCUUCAGCCUGCACACCUUGUGCCCCCUCUCUGUGCUCUCCAUGGCCUGGAGCAUCCUGCAGUCAGAGCACAGAAGCAGCAGUUGGGCUGGGCUGCCUGAAAUAAGAAACAAAAGUCUUGAUCGCUGGAAGGAAAGAGGUUUCAGGACUUUGGGGGUGCGUGGUGGGAGGAAUCUGACUCUGUAAGAAGGCACUGCAGUAAAGCUCCGCUGUUUCCUCCUCCGCAAAUAGCAAAAUUUGAAGUGCCAGGCCCAUGCCCUGUAUGCCCUGAGUCACCUCCUGGGCUGAACUGCUGUCAGCAGCCAUGGGAAUGUGGCCACAACCCCAGCUGCAGCUGCACCAUUGCCCGGUGUGAGCACAGCACCAUUUCUCAUUCACCCUUUGCACGUGCACACUUGUUUUUCUGAGGAACAGGCCACCAUUACCGGGCUUGCACGAGUGAGUUUCAUCCUCCGAAGUGCUGAGCACAGAAACAUUCCUGUUGGACUUCACAGUACCCAGAAUGCUGAAUGAUUACCUUCAGUGCACUGCACCCACCACGACAGGGUCAGCUUUGCAGAAAGCAUGCAUAAAUAACAGAAGGCAAUCGUUAACUUUUGUGUUUACCCUGAAUGUCUGCACCUCUCCUUUCCUCUUCCAUGUCUGUUUUGAUUGGCCAGGAAGAAAAAUGCAUUGGCACGGGAUCGAUCCAUUUUCUGAGGUUAGGGGCUCUGUACUCAAGGGAGGGGGAGGAAUGCUGGGUUAAGGCAGCCUGACCCAGGCCAGAAGGGGCUUUGGGAGUCGAUGUGGUGCAAUCCCAACACCACGUCCUGGAAUAAGCCUCAGUGGCACACUGCUUCAGGUUGCUCACAGCCAAGGCUGCUGCGAGCGCUCAAGGACGAAGGUUCUCCAAAAACUCUGGGUCCCAGUUGAGCAAAGGACCAGCCAUACUCUGAAAAAAGUUACUGCACCCAUUUGAGGGCCUAUUUGCACCUUCUGAUACCUGUUUUUAAUGUGUAUUUUGUACUACACGGCACUUUUAAGUCUACACUGAAGUCACUCCAGUACAAAUUCCCAUCUAUUCUACUGAAUGAAAUGGGGUGAGAACAGCACAAACUACACAGCACCCAAUGCUCUGCAGGUUCUUGGUGCACUAAAAGACAUCCCCACACCAACACACAGCUAAGAGCUGGCUACUGGCACCUCUGUAGCAAUACUUAGUACAUACGCAUCAAAUCACUGGAGUUGCCAGAUUACUUGCCACCUUUUCCAGAACUUGUUUCAUAUCUCAUCUCACCGGUGCACACAGAAAAUUUAUAUAGAGAGACUUUAUAGAAAUAUUUGUAAGUGCCAAAACAGACUUCUCCAGCCAAACAUCAUCCCAGUGAAAGAAAAGUUAUUUAUUUACAGCAGAGAGAAAUUCGUUCUCCCUGAGACUGCCUAUCAGUAAUAUUCUUAAUACAGUGGCUUCAGUUGGGAUCCUGCUCUUAUAAGGAAAAAUUGGAGAGAGGAUCUGAUUCCCUAUGCAAGACUGAAAUCAGGUACAAAAUUUGAUCACACAGAAAGAGUGGCAAGCUUGUAACAUAGCAGGUGGAGUUACAGCACUAAUUAACAGGUAAGAAUCCAACUCGCUUUGCUCAGCUUAACCACACCCCCACAUCUGCACACCCAUCUGUGCCUCUGCACGGGAUUUCAUCAAGGAAUGACCUCCUUUUUUCCUAUCCAGUACCAACUUCACCAACACCUGUUAUUUCCUGAGUGAACCGCGUAUCCAAUCUCGUGUUAGCUCCACUGAUUUCAGAUGGUCAUGCACUCAAGUCAUCUCAUCUCCUAAAUUCUUACUGAAUCAAUGGUCAAGUGUACACGUGCUAUAAAGAUGUGCUAAACAAAGUAACCGAUACUGCACUUCCCUGCUCAUCUUUCACCUGGAUUUUCGAUGGAGGCAUUCAGCCUUGUACUGUCAAGCAAAAUUGUCAGAGAGAAUGCAUGCAAAGGACGCAAGCUUUACGAGCUUUCUGUGUGUGCACGCUAGGUGGUGACCUCGUAGACCUUCCCAAACUCAUCAUAAAGGGGUUUUCUGACAUAUGAGCAACAGGUUAAGUGACAAGCUUCAAGCUUUCUGAGCAUACCAGGCAGAACUGUCUCAGAUUCACCAGAGAAGUCCACCUGAAGCAUGACCAAGCAGAGAGACAAAACUGCAAUACUCACCUCCCCUCCUUUGGAGACGAACCCUCUGCAUGACCAGAAACAUACAUUUCCAUGCAAAAAACAAACAAACAAACAAAAACUCAUAAAAACAAAACCCAAACCAAACCAAAAUGAAAAAUCCAAAGUUCCUGCACUGAGUCUGAACAGCAACCACUCCACUCGAGCCAGGGGCUGUUGGGUUGUCCUGGUUGUUUCUGGCUGUGUCUGCCCUCUUCCCUCCUGUAGUUAAGUGCAUGGGAAAAAUCUUGUGAAAAGCAGUUGUGUUUCCCAAUGAGCAAAGCCUGGGCAGACUCCACUCAGGCAAUGCAUGGGUUUAUGUGAACCAGUCACAAGAAUGGCUUGCUGAAGCUGCCACUCCAACCAAGAGUGGCUGCUAAUAACUCAGUUUCUACCUUUUAAAGAAAAAAAGAAUCUCUAUUUUGUGUUAUCGGUCUGGAAUUAUGGAGUUGGACACUGGAAAAAAGAAUGCUUCCAGUUAUGAUAGCAUCAAAAGCAGUACAAGUCUUUUUUUUUUUAACAUUUAAAUCAGGUUCAAAGACAUCCGUUCCCAUAGAGCCAAUCACUUCCCAGAAGCAACAUUUAAGAUCUAGGAUUCUAUAAUCUUUAAGAUCUUUACCUGAAAUGCUGUGGGGUGCAGGGAGGUGAAAGCCCUUCUUUUAUCUGGCCUCAUCCAUGGCCUCGCUGUGAACAACCCCAGCUGUCUGGGCACUGCCUGCAUCUGGGUGGCUGAGCUUCCUAAAUCUCUCAGCAAGCCAGGCCUCCAUGGCAGUCAUCUGUGAGUAAGGGGCAUCCAAGGCAAUCCUGGAUUCAGACUGAAAACACUGCAUCUCUUUGGAUGCCUGGAGACAGAAAUGAGCUUUUCUUAAGUUCCUUCAUCUUUUGCAGUACAGAAAAAGAAUAACAUUGUCAGCAUCUGUGAGGUGCUACAGCUGACAGCAAAUCCCACUUCUGAUGUUACUCUUAUUGCUACAACUGUCUUCAAACCUCACCAUCUGCCUACAAAUGAGGAUUGUGGGUUGACAGUACCUUGUCGCAGCGAAUACAGGACAGCAUCAAGUCCAAAGGCUGUAAGAAUGAAAUGAAGCUCUUCUGGCUUCAUUCAACUGCUAGAGUCUCACCUGCACCUACAGUGACUCCAGCUUUCUGCCUGAGCCAGCAGGACCUGACACACAGCAGCUGGUCUGAGAUCUCAGCCACAACAUCUGAUACAAACAGAAGGUCCCCAUCUCCAAUGCUCCUGCUUACGUAAGGCCGUAGUGUCAAGUUUUCAGGUAAGUAAUGGGUUAAAAAGUGAGAACUCUGGUAACGGACAGAAGUGGAAAAAAUUGAUGUGUUUUCAGUUGAUUUGAACCUACUGAAGGUGCAGUUUUGUUCAUUUAAUACUGCGGGGCAGGGAAUCAGUGUUGGAAGCAGUGCAGACAGAUCAAUGCAGCUCCUUUCAGAACUCAGCCAGCAUAAGACCACAGCCAAAAACAUGGCCUGGCAGAAACCAGAACGCAUCCCCACGUCUCUGCUGAGUGCCCAGAGAUGGGGGAGGUGGGAGGACGACCUCCUGCGUGCUCAGGAACAGCAGCAGCGUGGGCUUCACUUGCCUUUACAUUCACAGCUGCCUAUUUUGGGCUCGGGAAUGCCCAAAGGGUUCUUCUUGGCCAUACAGCAAUCACAGCUUCCCCUGCCUUGGGAUUAGCACUGCACACCGUAUUCCAUUUCUCACCACGGCUCCCACGUUUCCUUCACAAGCUACAUUACUGAAAUCCCAUGGCUUUGGCAAUGCUGGUAACUAUUAGCAAGUAGAGGCUGCUUGUUCCUUCUGCCUAACUGCCACUUUCCUCCCUGCAACUACUCCACCCUGGUGUGCAUGGUGAGCUUCUCUUUUGCACAACUUUGCUACCAAAGCAGCUCUGUUUCACAGCCUGUGCAAAUAAGAUACCCACAUACUGACCCCAGACUUGUAUACCUUUGUGUGUGACUGUUUACAUAUAUAUCUGUGAGUUGGGAAAUAAACAAGUUAUCAACUCUA